Messenger RNA from Pocillopora damicornis (cauliflower coral), 2448 nucleotides. Its product is annotated as polyunsaturated fatty acid 5-lipoxygenase. NCBI's taxonomy places the organism in Eukaryota, Metazoa, Cnidaria, Anthozoa, Scleractinia, Pocilloporidae. The record is from RefSeq and is a predicted model, not a curated record. Gene Ontology annotation, molecular function: metal ion binding; oxidoreductase activity, acting on single donors with incorporation of molecular oxygen, incorporation of two atoms of oxygen. Gene Ontology annotation, biological process: lipid oxidation.
UAUACUUAUGCGUAAUUUGAUAGGAGUAAACCUUGUUUCUCUCACUCAUUUUACCCUGCAUUAAUUGUCUUCCGCAGAAUCAAAGAUGAAAAUUCUGAUUAUCGUGGUUUCAUUCCUUGGAUGCUUGAUUCCAACUUUGAAACAUGCAUCAGCAACGCGUUGUGAAGUCUCCCUUCCUCAGCAUGUCAACUCGGCCGCCUGUAUGUCACUGAGGAAAGCUGCUAUUGCCAAGAACCAGGAGAUCUACACAUACAAAUUUGAUCCAGCUGUUCAUGGGUUCGCCCUGUUGAAUAUGACGGCGCAGGAACUGGGAGCGGUUGCUCUGAAGGACCCUUUCAUGGCAUACUACACCACAGCAUAUGUGACAAUGACAAGAGCCAGUAACUCACUUCACCAAUUGUAUCAAAACUUGACAUCAGAACUAGGCGAAAUUAACCAAAUUUCGGAAUACCUAGCUCUAUCAGAGUUUUUCCAGACGGGCCUGGAACCAAUUGUUGGGGAGUAUGUGAGGCUUCCGUCCAGACACGAGGCUUUUAUCCGAGACAAAACUGAAUGGAUAAGCGACAAAUUUUUCACUCAGCAGCGUUUGGCCGGUGCUAACCCUAUGUCACUUAAAAAAGUCACCAUUCACGGUGAAGAAUCAGCAGUUGGACUGGAUUGGAAUGAAUUGAAAAAAACGCUGAACCCUGAGUUUGACUGGGAUGGUGCCGUCAAACAGGCUACGAAGUCGAAGUAUUCGUUGAAUAAAGCUAUCGCACUUGGUCGCAUCUUCGCUCUUCGUUACGAAUUGUGUGAUGACAUGCCUCGUUCACUGGAUCUCACAGACCGUAAUCCAGAAAGGAAGAUGUGGAACUUUCUCUCUCCUAUUGCCUUGUUCGUAUCGAGGAAGGUUGGUCGGAGAAAUCAACUCGUUCCUGUGGCCAUACAAAUGGACUAUACACCAGACUCAGCAGUUUACACUCCUAAGAGUGGGGACAACUGGAUGCUUGCAAAACUGAAUGUUCAAAUCACUGAUCUGGGAUAUUCACAAAUCGUCGAACACCUUGCUAAGGUUCAUUUUUUAAUAGAACCAUUCUGUAUCUCCUUAAAAAGGACCCUACCACCCGCUCAUCCGCUGAACCAAAUGCUUAAGUAUCACUGUCGAGAAGUAAUUGUCCCUAAUACGUUCGGAACCCCAGCGUUGGUUGACGAGUUUAGAUUCAUGGAUCUUCUCUUUGCUUUCGGAAAUGACGGAGCUAAUAGACUUCUCCGUGAUGCCCAUGAAUUUUCGACUUGGGAAGUCACAGACUUCAGAGGGAACAUUAAGAAACGAGGACUUGCAAACCGAAACCUUCUGCCUUACUUUCCUUAUCGUGAUGAUGGUAUGAGAAUCCUAACAGUCAUCGAACGGAUGGUGGAACGUUACGUAGACUUGUAUUACAAGGACGACGAAGACGUGGCCGGAGAUGAGGAACUUCAGGCUUACAUCAAUGAAGUAUCACUAGAUGGAACUGGACCCAAUGGAGGAAUUGGACGGAUUCAAGGUUUACCAUCUACUAUUGAAUCCAAACAAGCGCUCUGCGAGAUCGUGAGUCGCAUCAUCUCACACUUGACGAUUGCACACGCGGCUGUCAACUACCAGAUGUCAGACUACGCUUCGUUCGUUCCCAAUCUGCCAACAAAACUGUAUAACGAUAGCAGAGUCGCUGAUGGAGAAUUUUCUGUUUUCCGCUUGCCAAACAGGGCUACCUCGGCAAUCGAAGCCAGCUUUGUUAAUUCCCUGGCAACAUUCCGCUUCGAUUCCUUGUUUGACUACGGCAAUGAACUUGAGGACCCUAAGGCGGCCAAGCUCGUUAACUACUACUAUUGCUUUUUGAUGAGAGUUCUUCAACCGAAAAUGCAACUAAUCAAUCAGAGGCGAGAGAAAUAUGGCUACCUAACCUAUCCGUAUUUAAUUCCAAGGUGGAUGCCAAAUGGUAUUCAAACCUGAGACUCUUGUUAACUGUCAAUAUGAAUGCAUGUUUAGAAUCGAUCCACAUCGUAUUUUUGGGGUCCAUUCUUGUCUCCAAAGCCCACAUUCUUUUUUGCAAGCGCAUAGAUCAAUCUUUACAAGGGCCGCAUGUAAUGAAUUAUAUGCGAGUUCAAGUUAUAGAUGCAUUACAUGUACCCAAAUAUAACGCGCGGGUCGAUCAAUUUCCGGCGCUGGGGUUGAAGAUUGCGGGCUCUGAGGACAAGAAUGCGCAGAGUUGCAUUACUACCCUUUAAGUGUGCUAUGGUCAGUUGAGGAAAAUAAUAACAUAAAAAAUUGUGGUUGUUGUGUCGUGUUGAGCGUUAGUGGGGGCAGCUCAUCCACUCGGAUGGGAAUCUUGAAUGAUCGAUGUGGUCCUAUCUUUAAGUUUCAUGUAGAGCUUUCUCGUGUAACCUUUAGGAAAUAAAGAUCCUUUCUUGGGCAUCUCUUUUUUCAUUUUA